Molecule: messenger RNA, 420 nt
Organism: Cokeromyces recurvatus
Lineage: Eukaryota; Fungi; Mucoromycota; Mucoromycetes; Mucorales; Mucoraceae
Exons: 1
Coding region: 1-420 (139 amino acids)
Source: RefSeq, a predicted model, not a curated record
AUGACUAUUUAUCUUAUUGAAUUAAGUUAUAAAUCUUACAAUCAUGAUAAUCAUGAUGAAGCAUUAUUACAUGCCUGUCAGCGAGCCAGUGAUUCCGAAGAAAACAAACAUCUGGCAAGAUAUGCUUUAACAAGUUUAAAAUUAGAACAUUCUUCCAUUAUAAACGAACACAGAGAGAACGAAAACGCUCUGGCACAUGUCAAUGUCAUUAUUAAGGCUUCACAAUCAAAACCGGCAUCUAUUAUAACUAUUGCUCCAAUGAAAAGAUCUGCAAACGAAAUGAAAAAAAUUACCCUAUUCUGCAACAAUUGUUCAAUAAUCAACCCUAUACCUUCAUGCAAUUCAUUAGCAUCACACGCUCCAUAUCCUAAACUCUGUUAUGAUUGUAGUCGUACACUAAGUGAACAAAUUGUCCCAUAA